This is a messenger RNA of Brassica rapa (field mustard), 2892 nucleotides long. RefSeq names its product NAC domain-containing protein 71. The record is from RefSeq and is a predicted model, not a curated record. Gene Ontology annotation, biological process: regulation of DNA-templated transcription. Gene Ontology annotation, molecular function: DNA binding. NCBI's taxonomy places the organism in Eukaryota, Viridiplantae, Streptophyta, Magnoliopsida, Brassicales, Brassicaceae.
AAAAAUUUCAAAAACCACAGAAAAAACAUAUAUAGGAAAAUAAACAUAUAACCCCAUCACGCAUAAACUCAAGAGAAAACGCCUCCCCUGUUUGUAUGGAGUACUUAAGCACUGACUUAGCAUCUGAAGAGAGUGGUCAAUAUUAGGAAAAUGAAUGACAGUGAUUGGUUAAUUUCUUUUCAUACUCCAUUUAUUCUCAGACGAAAAUAUAAAAAGCGAAGGCUAACAACAGACCUUGUACGAUCAAUACGAAAGAGAUCCUACUGCCUCAACUGAGUGGUUGUUAAACCUUGUGCCCAGCUUAUGACUACAAUAAAACAAAGAUCACUAAAUUUAUAAUCCUAGGUUUUAGUUUCGAAUUUAGGGAAAGAGUAAACCGUUCAACAGCAUUGAACCUUUUUCUACAGGAAAAACAUUCUUCGAUACAAACAUUUUUCCAGCGGUUGGAUCCAAAUAGAUGCUAAUCGUUUGAGAAUUUCACCCACAUCUCUGACGUUAGACACACUGCUCAGAAAAGAAGAAAGGUGUUUCUGAAACAUAAGGGCACGCUAAAACUAUUAAUUAUAUUUAGUAUUAAAUAUUCAAAACUCACUACUUAUAUACCGAAAUAUCCAAAAAAAUCGAAAUACUCAAAUAUUUUUUAUAUUUAGAGUAUUUUAAAUUAUCCAAAUUAUCCUAAAAACUGAAUUACUCGAAUAGUUUUUAUCCCAAAUAUUAAAAUUUAUCCGAAUUACCCUAUUUACAUCCAAAACAUUCCCAAUAAAUUGUUUUUUACCCCGAAUCAUCCAAAAUUAACCGAAAAAAUCAGAACCGAACCGCAACUGAAUUGAAAUCACAAAUUUAUCGGAUAUUAGUCGGUUCUUAUAAUUGUUAUCUGAUCCGACCCAAAACUGAAAAGAACCGAACCGACUCCGAACUGAAUUUCAUAGAUAACCGAAUGGUUCCUAUAUCUCUAUAACCGAAAAAUUGAAAACCGAAAGAACCAACCGGAACCGAACCAAAAACCGAACGCUCAUGCCUACUUGAGAGUAUGAUUAUCACAGUAUGUUAAUCACAUCUCUUAAGGCUUUUGUAAUUAAAAUUAAAAUAAAAGAGGAAGAAAGCGGAUGAGAUGGCUCUUUAGUUAGCCCGCAAAGGAAUGCAUCUUGGUGGACACGUGUCAACAAACAAGAGGGUGGAGGUUCGGUUACGCGUAUCAAACUUCUCUCUCUCUCUCUCUCUCUCUCUCUCUCUCUCUCUCUCUCUCUCUCUCUCUCUCUCUCUCUCUCUCUCUCUCUCUCUCUCUCUCUCUCUCUCUCUCUCGACGAAGGCGAUUUUCAUGGCGAAAGGCGAUUUGAUCGAUUAUGCAUGUCUUAGAUUAAGCCUCUUCUUGUUCUGAUCGGUUGUUAUUUGUUGGUUCUCGUCGAAUAUGUCUCUCGGUGGGUGUCCUCGAUGGCGACGGAGCUUUCCCAUGAUGGCUCGGCCCUAAUCGAAAGAUAAUCCGGUUCUUCUGUUGUUUCAUUAUGCAUGUGAUUGAUUAAUGUGCAACUUGUUCUGAUCGCAAUUUUUACUUUAUUUUUUGUUUGUUCGGUUCGAUUUGGUGUAUAGUGGCGACGGAGCUCUCCUCGACGGCGCCGGAGCUCUCCUCGACAGCGACAGAGCUUUCCUCGACGGCGAUAAAGCUCUCCUCGACGGCGACGGAUCUCUCCUCGACGGCGACACAGCUCUCUCACGGUGGCUUAUGUUGUUUCACGAUCGAAAGGCUGCGUGGAUCCACGGUACAAGAGGAAGGAACCUCAAAGCAGAGGAGUGCAGAGCAGAGAAAUACAGAUGAAGAACUAGUGGGGUAUUACCUGCACAGGAGAAACGAAGGCCUUCAAAUUGAGCUCGAAAUAAUUCCAUUAAUGGAUUUAUACAAGUUUGAUCCUUGGGAACUUCCUGAGAAAUCCUUUUUGCCAAAUCGAGAUAUGGAAUGGUUUUUCUUCUGUCACCGAGACAGAAAAUACCAGAACGGUUCUCGAAUAAACAGAGCAACUAAAUCUGGUUACUGGAAAGCCACUGGAAAAGAUAGAAAAAUCGUUUGUCAGUCUUCGUCUUCCUCGUCGACUUCAUCAAUCAUUGGGUGUCGAAAAACCCUAGUUUUUUAUCUGGGUCGAGCCCCUUUUGGUGGUAGAACCGAGUGGGCAAUGCAUGAGUAUCGUCUCUUUGAUAACGAUACUUCACAAGGAUCACUGAAUUUCAAGGGAGACUUCGCGCUAUGUCGCGUGGUAAAGAGGAAUCAUGAGGUUACACUUAAGAAAUGUGAAACCAGUUCACUGGAGGUUCCAGUUCCAGGUGAGCCACAGACCAACAAUGUCGAUAUUCCUUGUGAAGCAAGAUACAUAGGAAAGGGUUCGUGUGACACAAGUAAUACACUCCGGGCUUCCCCUGACUUCAUCCUUGGAUCAUCGACUAAGGGGCAUUCACAAUCGCAAACAGAAGACGAUUCUGGUUUCCAAGAGUUUUCACUACCCGAAAUCGGAUACCCACCAGAGUUCUUUGCAGAUUUGAAUUUCGACUGGGGAAUGGAGAAUUCUUUUCCGUUCGUACAGUAUCAAGAAGCUCAUGUUAACAAUGAAGUCAUUAACUAUGAUGUUCUUCGGUAAAAAAAGAAAAACUAUAACUCACUCUACAUGGAUCAAGAUCUAACUAUAAUCCAUUUUAUUUGAAACUUAGAUUUGUUUGGGUGUGUACACAUGUAGUAUAGUUGCAUAGUAUAAAUAUGAAACUGCAAGAUUCUCUGCAGCAUCAGCUAGAAGUGGUUAUAAAAUUUAUAAUUACACUUUUCUAAGACCUUUUAGGUCUCAAAAUUAUGUUUAAUCAAUGUAUAAUAUAUCUACUAGCUACAUAAAUAAAUAAAAGAACUAUUGGAUA